This is a messenger RNA of Talaromyces stipitatus ATCC 10500, 321 nucleotides long. RefSeq lists its product as uncharacterized. The record is from RefSeq and is a predicted model, not a curated record. The transcript has a single exon. Gene Ontology annotation, molecular function: nucleic acid binding; RNA-DNA hybrid ribonuclease activity. The annotation marks the transcript as partial. NCBI's taxonomy places the organism in Eukaryota, Fungi, Ascomycota, Eurotiomycetes, Eurotiales, Trichocomaceae.
AUGAACCUGCGUAUAGUCUCUGGUCAAACGUACAUUCAGGGCUGUGUCGAUUCACUGAGGAAGUGUACGGAUGAGGACAUCGAUGUAACACUGAGGUGGAUUCCAGGCCAUGAGGGCGUUCCUGGAAAUGAAGCUGCAGACAGGGCUGCAAAACGUGCGGCUCUAAUGGGUGCACGAAGGCAAAUCGUACCUGGAGAUCUAUCAAGUGAAGGAUGGACUAUACUCGCAGCAGCCGCAAAACGCAGAAUACGCCAAUCAACUAAGGAUGCCUGGGAGAGAUGGUGGGACAAGCAAAAGGCAGGGAAAUCUACCAAAAAACUU